Molecule: messenger RNA, 617 nt
Organism: Vombatus ursinus (common wombat)
Lineage: Eukaryota; Metazoa; Chordata; Mammalia; Diprotodontia; Vombatidae
Product: hemogen-like
Exons: 2
Coding region: 103-555 (150 amino acids)
Biological process (GO): cell differentiation; regulation of osteoblast differentiation
Cellular component (GO): nucleoplasm
Source: RefSeq, a predicted model, not a curated record
GAAAAAUAUACCCCCAAAACAUACCAAGAAACAGCUAUACAUGAAGUUCUCAUUACUGAAACAUGUCAGGAGAAAAAUGUGCUUGAAAAACAAGCCCCUAAGAUGUCCCAAGAAAGGGCUGUGCCUAAAGAUCUCUUGCCUAAAAAAUGCCAAGAAAGCGAUGGAAUUAAAGAGGAUCCUAUGGAAACAUACCAAGAUACAGCUGUGGCCAAAGAUCUCACUCCUAAUAUAAGCCAGAAAAUAUCUGUGCUUGAAAAAUAUUUCCCUAAAGCAUACCAAGAAGUAGUUCCGCCUAAAACUCUCUUGGCUCAAAUAUGCCACAAAACAGAUGAUCCGGAAGAAUAUCAUACUGAAACAUACCAAGAAAAUGCUAUGCCUGUAGUUCAGGAUCCUGGAACACACGGAGAAACUGCUACAGCUGUCAUUUGUCCUCCAAAACUGAAGAAAAUAACAAAAGCAGAGGAACCAGAAAAGCCUGCUGCAAUUCUGAAUCUUUCCCAGGAGAAAAAAGCAGAGAUUGAUUACUAUAGAUUUCAACAACUACCUCAACCAUAAUAGUUUCAAACUAAAGAUACAGUACACUAAUAUUUUAAAUGCACAAUUUCUCUAAAUGCAAU